AUGGAGAAUCAUACAGAUAAAGAUUAUUAUAACAACUGGCCAAAUGACAAAGGUUUCAAUCCUAAAUACGAACAGCGCGAACCCGUCGAAUUGUCCGUGACAGGACAUAUUCCUGCCUACGCUGCUGGAACUCUGUACCGUACAGGACCAGGGAAAAAUCAAGUUGAAGCUGAGAAUGGAGAAACGCUACGACUUUCCCACUGGUUCGAUGGAUUCGGUCAAACCCAUCGUUUCCAAAUCAUUGCUCUAGACGACUCUACUUCGCCUCGGGUUUUCUACAACUCUCGCUUCUCAACCGACGACCUGAUUGAAGAAGCGAGAAAGACAGGAUCCCUAGACACGUUUAGUUUCGGACAGAAACGUGAUCCUUGCAAGAGCGUCUUGGGCAAAGUCCAGAGUGAAUUUGUUCCGCAACCUACUCCAUCGAGUAAGAACAUAUCCGUCACCCUUUCAAUCAAUGUCCCGGGCCUCGAUCCCAAGCCCGAUGAGUCAACUUCUCGCUGGGGCGAUUCUCGGGGAAUCAGAACUCUCUAUGCAAAGACCGACUACAAUGCCUUCAAGAAGCUCGACCCAGAAACCCUGGAGCCCAUCGGCCUCGCCUCACAGACUACCCUGCAUCCCGAACUUACGGGGCAACUCUCUGCAUCUCAUGCACGAUCUGAUCCUAUCACGGGAGACAUGUUCAACUUCAAUCUCACCCUAGGACCUACCUGCACAUACCGUGUUUUCGGGGUCUCAGCUUCGACAGGAAAAACCACAAUCCUAGCAACCUUCCCCGCAACACCAGCUUAUCUCCACUCCCUUCUCAUCACCGAGGACCAUGUUAUAUUGUGCGUGUGGAACGCGCACAUAGACCCACGGCUAAUGAACUCCUCAUUUAUCGAAUCAAUCCUACCAACAGACCCAAGCCAGCCGGCAGUGUGGUAUGUCAUCGACCGCAAACACGGACAGGGCUUGCUCGCGACAUACGAAAGCCCUGCAUUCUUUUGCUUCCAUACCGUCAACGCAUGGCUCGAACCCUCAGAGAAUCCAGCAGAGAUGGAUAUCGUAGCAGAUAUCGUGCGAACCGACAGUUCUAAGUUCCUCCAGUCUGUCUACUACGACAACCUGAUCUCUUCAUCGGACACAGCCAAGACCUUCCAAAAGAAUAGAGACGAUUCAUUCCGCACAUCUUUUACCCGGUUCCGCCUGUCCGCGGUGCCUUCCGCCCCAUGCACAGAUCGCAAGAAAGCAACAGUCGAAUGGUCCGUUUGCAAAUCGUUGUCCCCUGAGCUACCGACUAUGAAUCCGAAAAUGGGUACUCGGAAACAUCGAUAUGUUUACGCUACGACCUUCCGUGGAGAGGCGACUCUGACAGAUGGAAUUAUGAAGCUUGAUUGUGAUACACAGCAAGUUCAGCUGUGGGCGUGUCAUGGCCAAUCGCCCGGUGAGCCUAUUUUCGUUGCUAACCCUGAUGGCACGGGUGAAGAUGAUGGUGUACUUCUCAGUGUGGUUCUCGAUGGGAUGCGUGAGAAGAGUUAUCUACUUUGUCUUGAUGCUCGUAACUUGUCGGAGAUUGGUCGAGCGAAUGUUGAUGGGGCUGUUGGGUUUGGAUUCCAUGGUCAGCAUGUUCCGACUAUGGGUGGAAUGCCUACGGGGGACUACUAG
Penicillium griseofulvum is the source of this 1647-nucleotide messenger RNA. Its product is annotated as carotenoid oxygenase family protein. The transcript is spliced from 2 exons. NCBI's taxonomy places the organism in Eukaryota, Fungi, Ascomycota, Eurotiomycetes, Eurotiales, Aspergillaceae. Gene Ontology annotation, biological process: carotene catabolic process. The coding region runs from base 1 to 1647 and encodes 548 amino acids. The record is from RefSeq and is a predicted model, not a curated record. Gene Ontology annotation, molecular function: carotenoid dioxygenase activity.